Molecule: messenger RNA, 621 nt
Organism: Ascochyta rabiei
Lineage: Eukaryota; Fungi; Ascomycota; Dothideomycetes; Pleosporales; Didymellaceae
Exons: 1
Coding region: 1-621 (206 amino acids)
Biological process (GO): proteasome regulatory particle assembly
Molecular function (GO): protein-macromolecule adaptor activity
Source: RefSeq, a predicted model, not a curated record
AUGCUCACCAAAGAAUGCGGUAGGGCGUGCAGAAAUUUCCCCACCGGGUGCCCCACAUCGGCUUCGAAAGAGCACCGAACCCACGUCAUUCAUGCUUUCUACUACAUCCGCCAGUUUCAACUGCCACGACGACCCGUAUCUUCGCAGCUACCCAAUACAUACCGAGCUGUUACUAUGUCCGCCGAAGCACUGCCUAUCACACCUGCGCGGUUUGCCGCUGCUCUCGCCGAUCUCCCCAUAUCCUCACUCUACGCAAAGCACGCCGAGCUUACCAACAACAUCAUACAUCUCGAGUCCAGCAACAAACAACUAGAAGACUUCGCGCGUGAGCACGACGAUCGCGAUUGCUAUGAGGCACUCUUAGAGAAUCGGCAGGUCAUGAAGAACUUCAACGAGCGCAUGGAUCUGAUCAGGAAAGAAGUCGAAGAAGUUCGAGGACUGCCGUGGAGACCGAGAGACGAGGGCGAGGUCAGGAAAGAGGAGGGCGAUAUUGGGCUGAAUGGUACAGCACCGAUACAGAACGGAACUAAUACAAUCACUUCAGGUGCCCCUCCUGCAGCGCAAGAGCAGAACAGCACUGCAGCGCAGAACGGGGAGGAUGAGGAGGGCGUAUAUCUAUGA